AUAUAUGAAUAUAAAUUGAAUUAUAAAAAUUUCAAAAACAAUAAGAAAUUAAAAAAAAAAUUUUUUUAUAUUAUCCUGAAAUCAUUACUGGUAAUCUUUAAUGAUUAUGAAACAAUACUUCUUCAGUACAGGGUUAGAAAAAAAAAUUGUAACAAUCAAACUGUAUUUGUUAUUGUGUCUAUGCUCAUUCGAAAAAAAAAAUAUUAUCGAUAACUGUUUCAAAACUUAUAUUGAUCUGAUUCGCCUCGGUCAACCCCAUAGAAAACUAUUAUAAAUACAUAUACCUAGUCCUGUAUGUAAUCAUAAGACCUUCGAGAUUAAUAAAAUUCCUGAUUACGCUCACUUUAAAAUCGCUAUAUAGCCUACACACUUGCGUAUCAUAUCAGCGUUACGUAACAUUGAAUUGAUACGCAACGCUGAUAUUAUACGAUACACAGAUACCGAACAAGUACUUUUUUUAAAUACUCUGUAUUUGUUUCAACGUUCCGUAAGUGCGGAAUUUCCCAUUCGCAGUCCAUAUAUUGACCCUAACGUUUAAUCUGCUACAUCAAACAUUUUUUCUAUUCUUAUCACGAGUUUAUCUUGGAAUAUAACGAUUUUCACAAUGCAUGUCAUAUCACAUCAGUUUUCUUGGCGGUUGCAAACAGAAGAUACACAAACAAUUAUGCUUCGUUGGCGUGGUAAAACCGCAGUCGUUACCGGCGCUGGAUCCGGUAUCGGCGAGGCAAUUACACAUGCUCUUCUGCAAAACGGCGUGAACGUGACUGCUUUGGAUGUCCGGAAAGAACGAUUAGCAAAUCUUGAUGCGGAAUGUAAGCAGGAAGGUUCCCGAACCUUGGGCACGUUGCGUACUAUAUGCUGCGAUAUAAAUCGCGAGGACGAGAUCAAUGAAGCAUUCUCGCAAGUCGAGACGUUAGGUGGUGUAGAUAUUAUGGUCAACAAUGCACGCAUUAUCAGGCAAUCACAAAUAAUAGUAUUUGAAGAAUUCGCGAUCGAGGGCCGAUUAAAUGUCUGAUUUAAAAAUCUAAUUUCGAUUGCGAAUUGCUAUUAUGAUCGUUCAAAAACACAAUGUCUUACGCGGAGGAUUGUGUUUCUUGUUGGAAAAAGGAGAUUCCUAUUU
Molecule: messenger RNA, 1120 nt
Organism: Wasmannia auropunctata (little fire ant)
Lineage: Eukaryota; Metazoa; Arthropoda; Insecta; Hymenoptera; Formicidae
Product: dehydrogenase/reductase SDR family member 11-like
Exons: 3
Coding region: 605-1015 (136 amino acids)
Source: RefSeq, a predicted model, not a curated record